UUUAAUCCAAGCUCACAAAAGGAGCAAAUUGACCUUCAAAAGCCACAAGGGAGUUUGAAGUUCGGCAAGUCAGUCAGAUCCUAGGAUUUCACUCCUCCAAAAUCCUCGUUCAUAUUCGCAGUUGACUGAAAAAACAAGUGCAGAACUUGACCCAAAAAAAAGAAGUAAGCGUCGCAACAACAACGAAGCAACCUAAGUAGUUCCUCUCUUUCCAAGGCUUGCAGCUAGCGACGAUUACUACCACAACCGUACGUUCACAUGAAGCUUUCAAACACUUUCAUUUCCUUUCUCUCCAAACCCCCGAAAUGCAUUUCUUUUCAAAAACUUGUUCCUCCUCUUCUUCAAUGCCAUCAUACCCCUCUGUUUCUUCCUCAAAGGAUGACAGCAACAACUUCCAUGGCACUGCUGGUAAUUCCUGUAAUACCCGUGGCCAAUCUUUUAUGCAGAAGAAGCUUGAGCGGCAGAGGAAGCUUAGGCAUGUCAGUGAUCAGGAGCUUGGCUUGAAUCUCACUCUCACGGACCGACCAAAUUCUCCGCCUGCUGACCCUGAUUCCGCCAAAAAGUCGUGGUCUCCGGGCGGGGCGGACUACUGGUCUUCGGUGGCCGUCCCGCAUCCAUUGCCAGUACCUGAAUCGCUUUUGACUAGGAAACGGGAGUCGUUGGGUUCGGUUUUGACCCAGGGUCAUCCCGGAUCAUCGGAAGAAGGCCCGGGCCAUGUGUUAGGGAGGAAUAGCACUGAUCACAUUGCUAUAAAGUCUGCCAAACCUUCAAGCAAUUUUCGUCAGAGGUUCUCUUGGCACGCAAAUGUUGAAAGCACUAAUAGUGACAUAAGACUGAAAAUCCCUGCCAGAAGUGCCCCAACAAGUGGUUUCUCAAGUCCUUCUGCCAGUCCACCAAGAUUGAAUGCCAGGGAUCUUUUUGCUUCUCGUGUUGCCACUGAGUCGACUAAAUCUUCAGGCGAUUCUAAUAGGGUACUGUCAAAUGAUGUAAACGUUGAAGGUGCUAUAUACAAGUUCAGGGGGGUUACUUCUCCUAGAAGUGCCCCGACAAGUGGACUCCCAAGUCCUGCUACUGUUAGCCCACAAAGAUCAUACACCGGAGACUUUUUACCUACUUUAGUGGCUCGUCGAGAAAACCAGGUUCAGUCAACUUUGGAGAUUCCAGACUUCGGUAGGCUUGCAAGCCAUUCUUCACAAGUGCCACCAGUUAAAACUGUUUUUAGUCCUGAACGUUCUCCAUUUCAUAGCCCAACAUUGCAAGGUUCCUACCUUAACCCCAAAAAUAUUUUUUCAUUUCUAUCAAAUCAUCAAUUGUUUCAGGGAAGUUCCAAUGAGUGGCCUGAAAGCAGUCAUGCAAGUGCUCAUCCGUUGCCUCUUCCUCCUAAAGUUGCACCACUACAAUUUUCCAUUCCGUCCCCACCGACUGUCAUCCAUAACACCUUAGAAAAACUAAAUGUACCUUUCAAUAAAAAUCAAUGGGUGAAAGGAAAACUUAUUGGAUCUGGUACAUACGGAAGAGUUUAUAUUGGAACCAACAGAGUGACUGGAGCCUCAUGUGCAAUGAAGGAAGUUAAUAUCAUCCCUGACGAUCCAAAAUCUGCUGAAUGUAUAAAACAGUUGGAGCAGGAGAUUAGAAUUCUACGUGAUCUAAAGCAUCCAAAUAUAGUGCAAUAUUAUGGCAGUGAGAUUGUUGAUGAUCAUUUUUACAUAUAUUUGGAGUAUAUUAAUCCUGGAUCGAUCAAUAAGUAUGUCCAUGAACACUGUGGACACAUGACAGAAUCCAUAGUCCGCAAUUUCACCCGCCAUAUUCUCUCUGGGCUGGCUUGUUUGCACAGUACAAAGACGGUCCAUAGGGACAUUAAAGGUGCAAAUUUGCUUGUUGAUGCAUCAGGUGUUGUUAAGCUCACAGAUUUUGGGAUGGCAAAACAUCUCUCAGGACUAUCAUAUGAAUUGUCCUUAAAGGGCAGUCCACACUGGAUGGCUCCAGAGGUCAUAAAAGCUGUGAUGAUGCAAAAUUGCAACCCGGAACUUGCUUUGGCUGUUGAUAUAUGGAGUCUGGGUUGCGCAAUCAUUGAGAUGUUUACUGGCAAACCUCCAUGGGGUGACCUUCAGGGGGCUCAAGCUAUGUUCAAGAUUUUGCAUAAAGAUCCACCUAUGCCAGAAACCUUGUCACCAGAGGGAAAAGAUUUCCUCCGCCGUUGCUUUCGAAGAAAUCCAGCAGAGCGUCCCUCGGCCAUGACGCUACUUGAGCAUCCUUUCGUGUGCAGAUCAGGUGAUCUUAAUGUGCCAGCAAGCACAGAAGCAGCACCUGCAGUGAACCUCACGGAUAAUUCACAGAAUUUGAGAGAUCGCGCCGCAGAAAAUGACGUGCUGCAAACCUCCCCGGGCAUGCGGAUGAGGAACCAUCACCUGCCAAGAAGUAGCGAGACCAGUCAAUAAAGCCAAAGUGUACACGUUCAGCUGGGCUUCAUCUUCUCAGCACCCACCUUGUUCAGCACUCGAAGCCCGCCCUUACAUAUCUACAGCACAAGUGCACAACUAGUUCAUGGUUCACAUAAUUUUACCUCUUCUUCUAAUGUUUCUGCCGAUUCGCCACCUGGUGCAGCAAGCAACCAUCCUCUGGCGCUUUUAAGGAGUCAUGGAAGGGAAAUCCCACGUCUGAAUUAUGCAGUGAUGAUUGUCACGAGACAUGGAAGCAAGGCUGCAGGGGUCCUACAUAGAUAUACUCAAAUUGUCAUUUCGGCAUUUGAUUUGAUUGUAGAUUCAAUUAAUUAUUUUACCUCAUUCAUGGUUAGAAUUAGUGUUGUAUAAAUAGAGAGGAUAAUUGGUGUAUGUAGAAAUAUUGUACAACAGUGUAACAGAAAAAACGAAGUGUAGAUGAAAUGUAUUGAUUA
Molecule: messenger RNA, 2893 nt
Organism: Populus nigra (black poplar)
Lineage: Eukaryota; Viridiplantae; Streptophyta; Magnoliopsida; Malpighiales; Salicaceae
Product: mitogen-activated protein kinase kinase kinase 5-like
Exons: 11
Coding region: 306-2438 (710 amino acids)
Biological process (GO): protein phosphorylation
Molecular function (GO): ATP binding; protein kinase activity
Source: RefSeq, a predicted model, not a curated record